Messenger RNA from Dioszegia hungarica, 1509 nucleotides. RefSeq lists its product as uncharacterized. Lineage: Eukaryota; Fungi; Basidiomycota; Tremellomycetes; Tremellales; Bulleribasidiaceae. The transcript is spliced from 6 exons. The record is from RefSeq and is a predicted model, not a curated record. Bases 1 to 1509 code for a protein of 502 amino acids.
AUGCCCACCUUGAAGUCUACGCGAAGGGCGACAGCUGGGGUACUGGCGCUGCUAUCUGUGCUGGCUAUCGUCGCGACGUUAGGGAAUGAUGAGCAGGGCGCAUCCUACGUACCUAGCGUAGCGGCGAGUAUCCGCGAACCGGCGUUGCUGUUUGGUUCAGCGGGCUUGGGCGGGCUGAUGCUUCUACGGUCCGCUGGCACCUUCCUACCGAGACCAUGGCGUGUCUACGUUGACAGGCUCGAGUUCUCCUUCACGACCAUGCUAUGGAUCUUGUGGACGUCGGCAACUAUGUCAUUCUCCGCCGCCACCAUCUCUUCAACCGUCUGCAGCAUCGACAACAGCAACAGCUCCACUCCCCCGCCAUGCACAACAGUCACAUUCGACAUGUUCCUCCUGCACAGCCUCUCGCUCGCUUCCUUCGCGUACCUCGUCAUCGUCCUUUCGACGGCUCUCUCCCCUGGAUACUUUGCAUCUCACUCGACGAGUCUCGAUGGGCUGGACGCGAUGGGCGGCGAGGGGGUUGGAGGGGAGGAAGGGAGCGUGUUUGUCAUGUGGGAUUUGGCGCUGGGGGACUCGCCAAAGGGUCUAAGGGCGGAGCUACCGGGGCAGACGUCGAGGCCGAGCGGAUACGAGACGGCGUACGGGACUGCAGGUCCCUCGGCGGCGGGCGGGGGCUCGACGGUCGAGGUGGAGCCGACGGGAAUUGCAGGAAAAGCAGACCGCUUCGCUAGCGGCCGAGUGGGACUGUACGUCCCUUUGCUGGUGGCAAGUCUGGGCGUGAUCGCGUCGCUAUCGGUGGUGACCUUGAAGGGCUCUUUUAUCAGUCUGACUGCCAUAUCCGUCCUUGCGCUCGCUUUUGCGACAAUGGUAUUCACCCUAUCUUUGUACGAUUUCUUUGCCCGCUCUUCUCAUGCAGCUUAUGCUGACAUCCGCAGCUUGUUUCUCCAUCGACGCGAUAGGUCUAUCGCCAGCUCAAUAGUGACCUCCAAUCGUAAACGACGAGCUAUCGAACUCGGCUCAAUCCUCCUUCUGUUCGUUCUGUGGCCGGUCGCGGCUACGCUCUUCACUCUCAACCCUACCGCCACUUCCAAGCCAUGUACAGCAUCCAAUGCGGCGUCCGUCCCAUCGUUCAUGACGCUCAUGCUAAAUACCACCGGGGAGGACAAGGACGACGACGCAACCGACCUCCUCAAGAACUGGCUAUCGACUUGCAACCUCUCCCUCCUCAUUCUCAGCCUCUCAUGGACGUCCGCAUGGCUCGCUCUCGCCCGAGCUGUCAAUCUCAUCUUCCCCAUGCCGACCGCGUCGGACAAGCCUAGUAUUGCGGUUCCCGCUCUCGGCCAUCCGAGGGCGUUGUUAGCAGGACGAGGGGAGGGCCAGCCUUUGCUUGCGGGCAAUGCGGCUCGAAGUGGGGAAGCAGGAGGGAGGGAAGAUGUGCAGCGUCCACAGGUCAAAUAUGGGAGACUGGUAGCUGGCGAGGCGUUCGAGCUGGGGGAUGACGAGGAUUAG